GACAGCCGACAGCCUUAGCCUUGACAGAGCCAGCAGACGACCGCUCCCUGCCUGUGCUUUCUAUUUGCCCGCAUUGUUCUCAAUUCGUCAUUAUUAGUAUCAUUAGCCUAUCAUCAGUUAGUACCAUACUUUUUCCGAAAGGUCUGUCAAAACGUUGCGUUUAAGGUGCCUUAUAGCGUGCAUUUUCUUUCUGCCAUAUACUGACCGAUAUUGCUGGAGCGACAGACUAUAUAAGAAGACACGGUUCUCCAGUGUCAUCAAUAAACUCAGGAAUAAACUCCUUGAACUCUGAGAGAUUCGAUUCGGAUUGACUUCUAACUUGAACAACAUAUCAGCAUGGAAGCGCGACCCACACCCCAUUUCAGAAACCCCUUCCCUCAAAGACCGUGGGUAACCCGCACCGGGGUGCCUCUUGCAACCCCUAGCUCUAAUACGGGUCUGAAAGGUGCUAUUGCAGGUGGCAUUACAGGUGCCUUGGAGAUAACUAUAACAUAUCCUACAGAAUAUGUUAAGACACAGCUUCAGCUUGAUGAGAAGGGAGGUGGAAAUGUUGGACGCCAGAAGCAGUAUACAGGCAUUGUUGAUUGUGUUAAAAAAACAAUUCAGUCCAAAGGUGUUUUUGGAUUAUACAGAGGUCUCAGUGUCUUAAUUUAUGGCUCCAUCCCAAAGUCUGCUGUGCGAUUUGGAGUAUUUGAAGAACUUAAAGGAAAAAUGGUUGAUGGGAAAGGUAAUUUAAAUGCUUCAACUCGUCUUCUUUGUGGUUUGGGUGCUGGAGUGUGCGAAGCUGUUUUUGCUGUGACUCCAAUGGAAACCAUUAAAGUUAAAUUUAUUGAUGACCAACGAUUAGCACAACCUCGCUUUAGAGGGUUUUUUCAUGGCGUCAGGACUAUUGUCAAGGAGCAAGGUGUAGGAGGAGUUUAUAAGGGAGUGACACCUACGAUAUUAAAACAGGGUACCAACCAAGCAAUGCGUUUCUUCGUUGUUGACACUUUAAAAGACAUAUAUCGAGGUGGAGAUAACUCCGUAGUGGUUCCCCCACUUAUCAGUGGGUUUUUUGGCGGAAUUGCUGGCACUGUGUCAGUUUUUGGAAACACUCCUAUUGAUGUAGUUAAAACAAGAAUGCAGGGUUUGGAUGCUAAUAAGUAUAAAAAUACACUAGAUUGUGCUAUUCAAAUUUGGAAGAAUGAAGGACCAAUUGCGUUCUAUAAGGGUACAGUUCCUCGCCUUGGACGCGUUACAUUGGACGUUGCCAUCUCAUUCAUGAUCUAUGAUAGUUUUAUGGAGUAUUUUAAUAAGGUUUGGCCUUAAACCAAAUGAGAUUUAGUAGAUGGCAGAAAGUAGAGUGAUAACUAGCUUUCUGUGAUAGUCUUGAUAGGCAAAAAUAUUUUCCAAACAUGAUUAUUUUUUUGUGAAAUGAGCACCUAUUUAUAUCAAUAUUGAUGUCCACAUGGUCUAGAUAAGUUACUGUUUUAUUUAUUACGCAAGGUGUGUACUUCUGUUUUUAUUGCUACUCGUUUUUUGUGUGUGUGUGUGUGUGUGUUGUUUUUUUUUUUAAUAUCACACAUUCUCUUACAAUCUAUAUUUGUUUUUGAUCCUUUAAGGUCAGGAUGGUUCAGGCAACUAUUAUUUUGUGACCAAUUUUAUGAUUUGUGCUAUAGAUCUCAUUGAAAUCAGUCAUUAUUUUUUAUGAUAUCAGAGUUUGGUAUACGAGAUUGCUCAUGAGCACUAGAUGAGACUGAUUAAGUGAUAUCUCAGUUGCAUAUCGUGUUCUAUUCAUUCAUGGAGAUAUCUGUAUCUCAUUUCAUCUGUCGAAUUUAGGUAUAUUUUUGCUAGUGACUGUCAAUUUUAAUAAUUGUUUUUGAAAUAUGCAUAUAUUUAUGCAAUUUUAUUCCAUGAUGUGUGUUGUUUUUGAGCAAGGGCACACCUUCCUCAAGAUGUUGUUGAGCACUCUGUGUUAAUGCUUAAUGCAUGGCAGUAAACACUCAUUUGUAGUAUUGGUGAUAGUGGCGUUUAGCAAUAAAUGUCAAGAUUUUAAAAGCUGUUGAAAUGCACUUUGUGAUCCACAUCCUUGUACGCCGGAUUAAUUUUUGGGUGUGCCUUUAAUGUUGUCUGAAUUAUAUUCUUUUUUUAUUUAAAAUUUUGUAGAACCUCUCAUUGACAGAUGUUCAUCCUGUUUUGUGGAUAUCAGCUUAAGACUAACACCUCUGACAUAUGGUACAAAGAUUUUGUUAUUGUUGAUAUAUUUUAUAAGUAAUUUUGAUGAGUAUAUGUGAUGUUAAUGAAGCAUUCCAAACUUGUGUUUAAUUUUAUUGGAUGUAGUAAUGUCGUAUACAUUCAAGACAUGAACCAACUUUUAUGUGAGAUCAUAAAUUAACUAGUCUUGUUUUUAUUGUUUUUGUUUGGAAGUGCUGAAUAGUACACUGUAAAUGGUAAGCGAAAGUUGGUUUAGGUGGAUUUAUGGUAGGAAUGCUGAGAGCAUAGUAGGAAUGUUCCCAUUGUAAAUCUACCCUUAGUGAGUCUGUGAGCUUUUCUCUUGUUUUUGCUAGCUUUUGCUGAUAUUAUAGAAUACUCAGAGAUUUGUUUAUAUGGUAUGAUUCCUAUGGGUUUGAUCUCAAUGAAUGUAAGUUACUGUGCAUGCUGACUGUACUUGAGGCAGUAAUAUAUAUACCACAUUGUAAGGUAUUUGAGAUACAAUAAAUAUUCUGGACAAAUUCUUGA
Molecule: messenger RNA, 2718 nt
Organism: Frankliniella occidentalis (western flower thrips)
Lineage: Eukaryota; Metazoa; Arthropoda; Insecta; Thysanoptera; Thripidae
Product: putative tricarboxylate transport protein, mitochondrial
Exons: 6
Coding region: 337-1308 (323 amino acids)
Biological process (GO): mitochondrial citrate transmembrane transport
Source: RefSeq, a predicted model, not a curated record